Messenger RNA from Pogoniulus pusillus (Red-fronted tinkerbird), 2951 nucleotides. It is a transcript of the gene SCAMP5, whose product is annotated as secretory carrier membrane protein 5. Gene Ontology annotation, cellular component: recycling endosome membrane; trans-Golgi network membrane. The coding region runs from base 181 to 888 and encodes 235 amino acids. The transcript is spliced from 7 exons. Lineage: Eukaryota; Metazoa; Chordata; Aves; Piciformes; Lybiidae. Gene Ontology annotation, biological process: protein transport. The record is from RefSeq and is a predicted model, not a curated record.
CGCGGCGCAGCCUCGCGAGAGCGCGGCCGCUGCGGCAGGAGCAGCGCCAGGGGGGCCGGCGGCCGCCGCCUCCCGCCGCCGGACGGCACGGGUCGGGCUGGGCCACCGCGCUUUGCUAAAGCUUCCAGGAGUUUUCCUCUUGCUUUUCCUGUGGAACGGGGAGGCUGAGUGUAUGCCAGCAUGGCAGAAAAAGUGAACAACUUCCCUCCCCUGCCGAAGUUCAUCCCCUUGAAGCCAUGUUUCUACCAGGACUUCGAUGCAGAGAUCCCUCCGCAGCACCGUACCAUGGCCAAGCGGCUUUACUACCUCUGGAUGUUGAACAGCAUCACCUUGGCAGUGAAUCUGGUUGGCUGCCUUGCAUGGCUGAUCGGAGGCGGCGGAGCCGUCAAUUUUGGACUGGCAAUUCUCUGGCUCAUUCUCUUUACGCCCUGCUCCUAUGUGUGCUGGUUUAGACCUAUUUACAAAGCUUUCAAGACAGACAGUUCCUUCAACUUCAUGGCUUUCUUCUUCACCUUCAUGGCCCAGCUGGUGAUCAGCAUUAUCCAGGCGGUGGGAAUCCCUGGCUGGGGUGUCUGUGGCUGGAUUGCAGCAAUUUCCUUCUUCGGGACCAACGUGGGCUCAGCUGUGGUGAUGCUGAUCCCCACUGUCCUCUUCACAGGGAUGGCAGUCUUCUCCUUCAUCGCUCUCACCAUGGUGCAUAAGUUCUACCGGGGGAGCGGUGGAAGCUUUAGCAAAGCCCAGGAGGAGUGGACCACAGGGGCCUGGAAGAACCCCCACGUGCAGCAGGCAGCACAGAACGCGGCCAUGGGGGCGGCCCAGGGGGCCAUGAUGCAGCACGAAACGCAGUACUCGGCCACCCCAAACUACACCUACUCCAACGAGAUGUGAGCAGCAGGACUCUGUCCUCUGGAGAAAGAUCUUGGGGAGGGGAUGGAGGAGGAGGAGGAAGGAGGCUGAGCCGAGUUUCUGCAGCCACACCAGAAAGUCGGAGUGUACCAUAAGGGUGGUUCUUUUCCUGUUCUUUGUAACAAGAUUGGGAUUUGUUUCUGGUUUAGGGCUUUUUGUUUGUUUUUGGUUUGUUUUUUUCCCCUCAUUACUGUCUUGAGCUCUUCUCUUUUUUUUUUCUCCUUUCUUUUUCAUUUUGAGGAGGUCAUGAGUUGACCUGCAGGGCUCUUGUUGUGUGUGGUAGUUCAGUGUCCGUUCACUUGUCUUCUUUUUCCCUGUGAAGUAGUGUACAGUGGUGGGGUUUUCAUUACUGUGGUGAUAGGUGUACGUUAGAACCACAUCAGCCAAGAGCUCCCCCAGCUCCCUUUCCCCAAACGCCCUCAAAAGGGAAAGAUAAAAACAGCAACCAGCACCUAUCUCUCCCCUACUGGAAUAAGCCCUGAAUGGUGGGUUUGGGUUUCUGACCUGUGUGAGUUUCCUCUUUCAGUCGAUAGCAUCCAGCCACUGUCUCAGCAAGGGCAAGCAAACCUGGGAAUUCUCCCUUUCCUUUUGCUUUUUAAUUAGCAGGUGGCUGGUUUAGCAUUUAAAAACAAAGGAGGUGUGGGGGGAGAACCCCUCACUCCUGCUGUUGAUUAUGCUGGAAGCCAAGAGAUUCCUAAUCUACACCCUGGCUCAGGAUCUACAACUUCCCUCCAUGUGUGGUGUUGUAAAUGAGUAGUUCACAUUUUUGAUGUGGAGGAUCUGUACUGGUGUGUGCCAGUGGGCAGGAGCCCUGGUGCUGUGCGUGUGUGUGGCUGUGUGUGUGAGUGUGUUGGGAAGCAAGGACAAGUUUUCCCUGCGGGAUACAACCUUCCCCUUCCAGGUACUGCAUUCCCAAGCCUGGUUUUUAAAGGCUUCUGUUGUGAAAAGCUGCUCUAAAAUUGGCAGAGUGUUUGGCAGAGGACCCUAUUCUUGGGUAAUUCUCUGGGCCACAUCCCUGGGCAAGCACAUGGAACCAGCCUCACUGACUGCCCAGUGGCUUGUCUCUGUUAGCUUUUGAGGCAUGUGCUGAUUUAAGGCUCUUUAGGAAGCCUCCAGGCUAGUGGGAAGGAUUCCUGCUCACUUCCACUUUCAGAAAGUGCAGUGAAAUGUGGCCUCCUGCAGAAAUCCCUGCUCCUGUCAGCCCCAAAUCCCUGCUCCUGUCAGCCCCAAAUCCCUGCUCCUGUCAGCCCCAAAUCCUCUGCCCAGUUAGGGGAGGUCAGGCUUUGAGCAGUGGCAGGCAACUGAGCUUAGACGAACACUCCUUGGGCUGUGGCAACUGGGGAAGGUGAGCAGCAGAUCCUGGGAAAAUGUCAGUUCCUAACUGGGAACUGAUGGACACUGCAGGGCUGGAAUAGGGAAGACUCCUCCUUGGAGAUGCUUUCCAGACUCUAAAUGCACUUUAAGCCAAAUUUUCACCAAGCCCUAGCAAAGCAUCCCCUUGGGUUAAAUCACCCCUGCCUGCCGCAGGUGUGACAAGCUCAGCGUGCCACUGCUCACGCCCACAGCUAACCAGGGUCUUGCCAGCUCUCACCCCCAGCCCCUUUAGCUGUCUGGUGAUGCUUGUCUGUGACUCCCACCCAUUGAGAAUCGCCCCAAAGAGCAACUUCUCUCCUCCAGCAGAGCACACCAAGAAUAGUUUCCUUUGUAAGGGUAUUACCAUGUCAGUCACUCUGCAGUAAGCAAGGCGUCUCUUGACAAGACUAAAACUCAGCUGAUGAUCCAAUGCCUGUCUCUGUGUGUAUAGAAUAUCUCUGUUUUAAAAUGUAAAGGGGAAAGUAAUCCUUUGCUGAGCCUAUUAUGUACUUAACCAGGUUUCAAUAUCGUGCAAUUCAUUUAUAGCUAGCCUAAAACUUACUAUGCCAAACCAUGUGCUGUGUCAUUCCUGUCUGUGGUGGAUUGCAGUGAUUUCACCUUCUGCAUUUACAGUAAGAUGCAUAAAUAACUGUAACAAGCUCUAACUAACAGACGUUGCUUCAGCACCCAAA